This is a messenger RNA of Ilex paraguariensis (yerba mate), 741 nucleotides long. Lineage: Eukaryota; Viridiplantae; Streptophyta; Magnoliopsida; Aquifoliales; Aquifoliaceae. The record is from the annotation of a GenBank genome assembly.
UUCCAGAAAAAAAAAAAAACAGAGAGGGGUCGGUUGAAAAGCCGUACAAUUCGUUGAUAUAAAUAGUAGCCACAUUCUACGUUAGGGAAGGACAGCUCCUUUUUCGAAUUUGAAAGAGGAGGAGAAGGAGGAGAGAUCUCUGUUUCGUUCGCUCUUUUAUCCGCAAUUUCGCUUUUUCUUCCGUCAGACACAAUUAUGGGGUUAUCUUUCACCAAGCUCUUUAGUCGGCUGUUUGCGAAGAAAGAGAUGCGCAUACUGAUGGUUGGUCUUGAUGCUGCUGGUAAAACAACCAUUCUGUACAAGCUCAAGCUGGGAGAAAUAGUCACUACAAUUCCCACCAUUGGAUUUAACGUGGAGACUGUGGAAUAUAAGAACAUUAGCUUUACUGUUUGGGAUGUUGGUGGCCAAGACAAGAUCCGCCCUUUGUGGAGACAUUACUUCCAAAACACUCAAGGACUCAUCUUUGUGGUAGAUAGCAAUGACCGUGAUCGUGUGGUUGAGGCAAGGGAUGAACUGCACAGAAUGUUGAAUGAGGAUGAAUUGAGGGAUGCUGUGCUGCUAGUUUUUGCCAACAAGCAGGAUCUUCCAAAUGCAAUGAAUGCUGCUGAGAUAACUGACAAGCUUGGACUUCAUUCUCUUCGCCAACGCCACUGGUACAUCCAAAGCACUUGCGCUACCUCUGGUGAAGGUCUCUAUGAAGGGCUGGACUGGCUUUCAAACAACAUUGCAAACAAGGCAUAG